This is a messenger RNA of Pezoporus flaviventris, 2107 nucleotides long. It is a transcript of the gene TRMT2A, whose product is annotated as tRNA methyltransferase 2 homolog A. Gene Ontology annotation, molecular function: RNA binding; RNA methyltransferase activity. Lineage: Eukaryota; Metazoa; Chordata; Aves; Psittaciformes; Psittacidae. The record is from RefSeq and is a predicted model, not a curated record. The transcript has 11 exons. Gene Ontology annotation, biological process: RNA processing. Bases 92 to 2008 code for a protein of 638 amino acids.
CGCACCGUGGGGCCGAGGUAGGCCUGGUGGCCCGCGUUGAGGGGAGGCCGGCGUGGGUACUGUGCGGCCGCACCGAGGGGCUGGCGGGAGCAUGUCGGAGGACAGCGAUCGGUGCGACCCCGACAGCGUCGCGGCUCCUGUGCUGGAGGCUACAGAUGGGGCUGAAGUGGAGGGCCAGGAAGAUGGAGGAGGGGGUAGCCCCGCGGCCUGCCACGACAUGUACAGAUACAUUAAGGGAGACUUGUUCACCUCCGAGAUCUAUAAAUUAGAAAUACAGAACCUUCCCAAAUAUAUCGGGUUUAAUGACGUGAAAAAGUUCCUUGCCAAAUACGGGCUCAAUCCUCACAAGAUAAAACUUUUCGGGAAACAGACAUUUGCAUUCGUAACGUUCAAGAGUGAGGAGGAGAGGGACCAGGCAAUGAAAGUCCUGCAUGGGGUGUUGUGGAAGAGCCGGCACCUCAGCGUCAGACUUGCCAAGCCCAAAGCUGACCCGAUCGCCAAGAAAAGGAAGAAGGAAGAGGAGAUGGAGCAGGGAGAGGUGAAGCGUCUGGCUCCCUCCAAAGCCGGUGCAGAGGAGCCCCUGAGCAAACAAAUAGCAGAUGUUGUGACCCCGUUGUGGAACGUGCCCUACGAAGAGCAGCUGGCCAGAAAGAAGCAGGAAUGCGAACAAGUGCUGCAGAAGCUAACAAAGGAAAUAGGAAAUAACAACAGAGCUUUAUUACCUUGGUUGUUCCUCCAGAAGCAGAAGUAUAAUAAACUGUGUUGUCCAGUAGAGGGAGUGAAAGCAUCACCAUUACAGACUGAAUAUCGCAACAAAUGUGAGUUCUUGAUUGGGAUUGGUGUAAAUCAAGAAGACAAAACUGUGGGUUGUCGUCUUGGCAAAUAUAAGGGUGGUACAUGUGCUGUAGUGGAGCCAUUUGAUACUAUUCACAUUCCUGCUAUUGCCAAAAAAGUAGUAAAAGUUUUCCAAGACUACAUAAGGUCAACUCCUUACUCAGUUUACAGCCCGGAAACCUAUGAAGGUCACUGGAAACAGCUCACUGUCCGUACCAGCAGGAAUGGCCACAUCAUGGCAAUUGUUUAUUUUAAUCCUCAGAAAUUAAGUAAGGAAGAGCUGGCUGACCUGAAAAACUCGCUGGCAAAGUACUUCACGGAAGGGAUGGGAAAGACCAGUGGUGUUACUUCUCUCUACUUUGUGGAAGAAGGACAAAGGAAGUCUCCCAGUCUUGAAGACUUGCCUUUGGAGCAUGUGGCUGGUGACAAGUACAUAUAUGAAGAACUUCUUGGCCUAAAAUUUAGAAUUUCUCCUCAUGCAUUUUUUCAGGUAAACACGCAAGCUGCAGAAGUGUUGUACACUGCCAUUAGAGAAUGGGCACAACUGAGCCAAGAGAGCACGGUGCUUGACAUUUGCUGCGGUACAGGAACCAUUGGGAUUUCUUUGGCAAAGCAAGUAAAGAAAGUGAUUGGAAUUGAACUCUGCCAAGAAGCUGUACAGGACGCCAAAGUGAACGCCCAAAUCAAUGAACUGACUAAUAUUGAAUUUCAUUGUGGGAAGGCUGAAGAUAUUGUUCCUUCCCUGAUUAACAUAUUAGCUCCUCAGAACCCCAUUACCAUUGUGGAUCCGCCACGAGCAGGGCUGCAUUCCAAGGUAAUUCUUGCCAUUAGAAGAGCUGAACACCUGAAAAAGCUUAUCUACGUAUCCUGCAAUCCCAGAGCUGCAAUGAAUAACUUUGUGGACCUUUGCCGGGCCCCUUCCAACAGGGUCAGAGGAGCCUCCUUCCGCCCCAUUAAAGCACUGGCUGUGGAUCUCUUCCCUCAGACCAAGCACUGUGAGCUACUGAUACUCUUCGAAAGGGCUGACUAUGCAAAUGGGAGCUCUGCUGAAGCAGCACCUGCUGCUGCUCAAGCCACAUUGUCAGGACAUGGCACCAACCCAUCAAACGCUGAUUCAAGCCAAGCAACUUGUGUACGUUUACAUCCUGCUCUCGAUGAGAAGGAAUCCGCUUAACUCCUGAGAGAGACUUGACAGAAACUACUUUUGCUUGUUAACAACUUCAAUACCAUUGUUUCUGUAACAUCCAGGUAAUAAAUCUGCACAACAGAGUAA